Molecule: messenger RNA, 4177 nt
Organism: Temnothorax curvispinosus
Lineage: Eukaryota; Metazoa; Arthropoda; Insecta; Hymenoptera; Formicidae
Gene: Rab3
Product: ras-related protein Rab-3
Exons: 4
Coding region: 516-1274 (252 amino acids)
Biological process (GO): protein secretion; regulation of exocytosis; protein localization to plasma membrane
Cellular component (GO): endosome; plasma membrane; synaptic vesicle
Molecular function (GO): GTPase activity; GTP binding
Source: RefSeq, a predicted model, not a curated record
UCAUCUGUCCACCGAAGACACGCUCAAUUACCUACCCGCUACCGCCAUCCGUCACGGAAAUUGUCGUAACACUGUAAAACAAUGCUCGCAAGUGGUGCGCGUACCUGCGCUUUACUUUUUUUUUCUACACGCGAACCGACCGUUGUUAACGUUGACACAACACAUACGGCGCCGCGAUAUCGUUAUCGCACACGGAAAACCUUGUCCUACUUUUUCUUUAACCGUGCCAUGUAAUGUACGUGCGCGGGCGUUAUGUGUGUGAGUGCGUGACGCAAUCUUCCGGAUGAGAUUUUAUCCUCUCCCUUUUACGCCUCGCGAAAUAAUUACGUGCAGUGCUCCCUGUGUAAUUGUCGCGGUCAUGUUGUCCUGAUCGUAUCCGUUUAACGCGUCUGCAAGUCCGAGCAGUGAUAUAUACACGUGAAGACUAGAGAACCCGCUGAAGAGAUGAUCUGCGAGUUUGAUCUGUGAUCUGGCCUCGAGUUCCUCCUAUAUCGAAAAUGUCGAGAUGCCAAUAAAUGUUUCAGUCCAUUGUUAUUGCCGGGGCGAGAGAAAGAGUGAAAGAGAAAGCGAGAGAGAGAGCGAGAGAAAGAAAGAACAAACUGCAACGAAAGAUGGCGCGUCAGGAUGGCAGGGAUGCCGCGGAUCAAAACUUCGAUUACAUGUUUAAGCUGCUGAUAAUCGGCAACUCGUCCGUCGGAAAGACCUCCUUCCUCUUUCGCUACGCGGACGAUUCCUUUACCUCGGCUUUCGUGUCAACCGUAGGAAUCGACUUUAAGGUGAAGACCGUAUUCAGACACGACAAAAGGGUCAAGCUACAAAUCUGGGAUACAGCGGGUCAGGAAAGAUACAGAACGAUCACGACGGCCUACUACAGAGGCGCGAUGGGUUUCAUUUUAAUGUACGACAUCACAAACGAGGAAUCUUUUAAUUCAGUACAGGAUUGGAUCACACAAAUAAAGAAUUACUCGUGGGACAACGCCCAAGUAAUUCUUGUGGGCAACAAGUGCGAUAUGGAAGAGGAGAGGGUGAUCAGCACCGAGAGGGGUAAACAGUUGGCGGAGCAAUUAGGAGUACGAUUCUUCGAGACAUCGGCCAAAGAGAACAUUAAUGUCAAGGCAGUGUUCGAACAGCUGGUGGACAUAAUAUGCGACAAGAUGAGCGAAUCUCUGGACAAUGAUCCGACCCUGAUGGGAGCGGGCGGUACGGGCCAGGCCAAGGGCCAACGACUCACCGAUCAGCCGACCAAUCCAGCGAACACUAACUGUAAUUGCUAAAAAAAUGCGACGACACGCAAAGGAGAGGGAGAAAAACGGGAGAUCGUAUUUUGUGCGUGUGUCUGCGCGCAUCUGUGUGCACGUGUGUGUUACGUGUGUUAGAUAAGGCUAAAAAAAGGAGAGAGAGAGAGAGAGGAGGAGAAAGUGUCGUGUGCGACGCUGGUGUGUUAACUAGUCCACUUACUUCGUCGUUCCCUCUCGUUACAUUAUUUAUUUCAAAAUUCGCCUUUCGUUUCUUUUCACCCUUUCUCGGCGCGAAAUGAUAUAUAUGAAUAAUGUACGCUAUAUAAAUACAUAUAUAUAUAUAAUAUAUAAACAUAAUGAUUGUGAUCAUCGAGGUGCGACCGAGUUAGCUAACGGCCGUUAAAUAAACGGUCGUAGUUUUCCUUUCAGUUCGUCUACUUGACGAAAGUCAGGGACUUGACACAAUUUCCGAAAAUUCUAAUUUCCAUGUUGCAGAUACGAUAUAUUAAAGGCGAAAAUGCGCCAAUUGUCAUGUUUUUCAUGAUCAGAAAUAAAAGUCAAUUGUGAUGAUCAUAUAAAUUCACGGUCUUAUAAAAAUUAAUUAAACUGAAUUGGAAUUUAAUCAACUCUCUACUCUAUUUCCUUCUGGAAAAACAAAAGAGGCGAAAGAUCCAAUUGAGUCGUAGUUAGUAUUAGUCAUCUGGAUAAAAAUAACCGUCGGAGUAACAAAAGAAAAUUUCGACAAAAAUAUCUAAUUCAAUCAUACUCUUUUCGCAGUACUUUUCUAUCGACAAAAUAAAUCGUCAAUUUCACAUUAUGCCAAAAUAACCGUUUUUUAUUGAUUAUUUCGAUUCGUGGCAUACAUAAGGAUUAGCUUGACGUGUCUGUGGCAUCGAGAUUUGAAACCAAAGGGAAUGAUGCAUGUUUUGAUUUCUUUUAAUGAAAGGGAGAGAAGGUAGACGCAAACCGCGAGGGGAAGAGAUUGGACGAAGGUGCAUUUUGUUUUGCGGUUGAUAAUGAUUAAUGACGACGAUUGUUAAUAGCAGGGACGAUGUUGCUCACUCGAUGUUUGGCACUGUAAUAGACUCACGCAAAAGGAAGUGAUUCCACAUGUCUCAAGUCCGUGCAUUAAGUAAGAUACGCCCAGGAAAAUCUGACAAUAAGCGUCAAUCACUCGACAAGACUCCACAAGAUUUCAAAAUGCCGAUCAAUCAGAGGCGUAACAGAGUCGAAUUAACCCUUUGGCUCCUACCGUCUAAUUUGAUGCGGACAAUGCAAGUAAUGUUCACGUUUUAAUGUCGCUUUGAAAUUGUAAGCUGGUUAGAAAAACCAUAUUAUUCAAGAGAAUAUUUAUAUUUAAAAUAUUGUCAGAUAUAUUUAAUAUUUAACGAUACUCUGUAACAAUUAGUGACAUUAUUGCGGCAAUAAAGGUUCAGCGACGGAUGUAAGCACGUUUAAAUGUUCACGGAGACCGAAGGAGUCAAAGGGUUAAAUACAGAAGCGAUGCGAUACGUGAGCACGAUUUGCAUUAAGUUUACAUUAACAUUCGUUAUAAUUGAAGCGGUGAGUUAAAUAAGUCUGACAAUUGAUAAUAUAAUCGGAUACUAUAAACUGAAAAAUUGUUCAAAGAUUGAAAAUAAAAAUAUUUCAGCGAAAUGCUUUUAAAAAAAAAUGUUUAAGUAACGUGCCCAUUUCUAAAAAAAAGACGUCUUAUUCCCUAAAGCGAAACAUCGCUGCAUCCAACUUUUUUGGCACACAUAAAGCGCUUUGUUUCAAUCAAAUAGUAUUCGAUUAUUCAUGCGCGCAAUCGAUGAUUCACUGACACACACCUGGCAUGUAACUCUCGUAACUUAUAUAGAUACAAAGUGUCUCGAUGACGAUAAUGACAAUGGCGACACGCAACGCCGACAUGCACAAUUUAUUUUCGCUCAUAAAAAUUCGAGUAUUUAAAUCCACCGACCCCCCCCCCCCCGAAUGUUAAAUUGCGUUUUUUCGUUGUGACUGAAGUGUAUCGUCGCAAACGUUUUAAGCGUCCUGUUCAGAUUGAUUAUAAUAUCGAAUCUUGAUAAUAUCACGAAAAUAUCUUCAGUAUACACUGUCAAUACUUAUAAUUGUAUUUUUAUUUCAUUUCACGUUACUCUUCGCGUUUCAUACAUUGAGAAAAAAAGUUGUUAACUUGACUAAAUAUUUUCAACUGAUUAUUAUUUUUCUAAUUGAAAUAUUUACGUAUUUAAAUUAAAUACGACAUAUUAAAUUUAACAUGACGUAAUUUGAUACUCAAAUACCUAAAUAUUUCAAUUAAAAAAAAUAAUCAGUUGAAAAUAUUUAGUCAAGUUAACAACUUUUUUUUUCUCAAAGUAUAAGUUCUUUUACGUCUCAUUCAGAACAAAAACGGACAUUUGUUAAUAUAAAGGCACGUUAAGCGACAAACUGUAUCGCAAAAGAAACUCAAUUUUAUAUAGUUCUUGCUGUGUGUAACUAUCCGCACGAUUAUCUAUUAAGCGACUCCAGAACGAGAAGGUUGCGAGAGGGAGAGAAUAUCGUUUUCGCGGUAGACCGUAAAAAAUGUUAUAUUAAAUCCCUAUGAGUUUUUCGAGAAACGCUGUCAACGCGAUAUAUCGUGUAACGAUUCAAUAUAAUUAUCAGUCAGCCAAUUCAUAUUGUAUCGACCGUAAUGGCAUUCUUCGCGAAAUUAUUUAAGGUAGGAGGCAUUAGCGAGCAUUAUUACCGGGAUCGACGAAGGCCGAGGUCGUAACAGGGCCGGAUACAAAUUUCGCUAUACUGUAAAUCAUUCAGAGGAACCAGCAGCAUCGAUCUGGCGUCAAUUAUCGAGGAGUGCCGGCGUCCCGCUUACUAUACUUCAGUCGUCAUCCGGCGUUAAAACGUACUAGGUAAGCUGCCCUCUGUACAUAAGUGAGAUAAUAAAUACAAAAAAGGUA